This is a messenger RNA of Cordyceps militaris CM01, 2418 nucleotides long. RefSeq lists its product as uncharacterized. Lineage: Eukaryota; Fungi; Ascomycota; Sordariomycetes; Hypocreales; Cordycipitaceae. The transcript has 3 exons. Bases 1 to 2418 code for a protein of 805 amino acids. The record is from RefSeq and is a predicted model, not a curated record.
AUGGACGUGACUUCGCUCCUCAACACAGCUGGCAGCUCGUCGAAGCCACCAAGAUCAUCUGCAUCACCAGCCAUUACGGAAAGUGGCCACACAGUACCUUCCUCAGCGCUUCCUACACCAUCGCCAGAGCGAACAUUAGGACCUGCAGACCUCGACGGAAGCCCUCGUCAAAAUCCAUCGCUCUGGGGAGCGCGGGGAUACUCGCUACAACUAGUCCUCGACGCAAAAGCACGCUCAAGCUCUGUAUUUUCGUAUCAGGCUGACGGACGCGCCGAAACGGAGAGCGAGGGCAGCCUGUACAACUGCUCAAGAAAUGACUCGGUCUGCUCUGCAGAAGUCUCCGCCUCGUCACACUCUCCCCGCAACACUCAAUCUCGCACUUUAUUGUCGUUUAUUUCUCCGGAGCAAAGUGACGGCGAGCAUGGGGGAAUGGAAGCAAGGAACUCGGGUCUGGCCAGCCGCAGCAGCCAGUCUGCACAUGUCUCAACACCACACUCGAGAAUAUCUUCAUGCACGACUAUCGGCGCCUUGCAAUCCGGAAAAGACGCCACUUUACAAAACCGGGGAACUUCGCUCGACCGCAUGGCAAGUCAUAGAGACUCGCAAACCACGUCGCAAGCAGACGAAGGAUCCCUAUCAUUACACUCCAACGGCAGCAAGAUGCAUAAGCGAACUAUGUCAGCGCCGGAUAUCGCUCAAUGCUCCGUGGCCAGAAUGCCGCGCCACUCCGCGCAGCCCAUUAUCUCAGAAAGUACAUGCUCACGACCCGGUGAUGAGCAGUCCGCUGAGGAGUCCCGUCGCAGUUCUGCGGCGACAGAAACCAGCGCCUCGAUGAAGCAGGACCAAGAAGCCUACUGCAUGUUCGUCAAGGACUGCGACACGGGCUCGCAGCUCCGCAAGGCUAUCUCGCACCUCUUUGGACGCAACAAGGCGUGCACACUGCGCAUCCCCAAACACGUGUGGGUGUACUACUGCCGCAAGCAUUACCAGCGCAUCCGGUACCGCAACGCCAAGACGUAUCCCCUCAACCAGAUGGAGCUCGUCAAGCUGCAGAUUAUGCGUCUGCAGGCGUGGAGCGAGGAGAACAGAAAGCAAAACAAUGGCGCCUACAUUCGUAUGUGGACGCUAUCGCUGCGGAAGCGCGAGCAGAGCCGCAUCGAAAACGGCGGCGGCGGAGGCAGCGUCACCGAGGACUCGUCGGCUGUCCACGACGCCCGCACCAUGGCCGGCACGGCGGUGCCCGAGUGGCUCAUCCAGCGCGUCGCUUCGGGGUACACGACCGAGGCCAUCCUCGACGUGGCGGAGCGCCUCCACAAGGAGAUCAAGGACGGCCACCUCGCGCAGGUGCCCGAGAUUGAGUUCCUCCCCGAUAUCGUCGAGGCUGAUUCCGGCACCGGCUCCAAGGCGUCCCGCAACGGCCGCCGUCAGAGCCGCGUGCCCAGCACCAGCGGCAUUAAGACGCCGAAGCGCAAGGCGCCCGAGGCGCUCGACUUUGGCCGACGCGACUCUGUCUAUUCGGACGGCCGCGGCGCCAGCAAAGACUAUCCUCACCCGCCACAGCACCACUACCACCACCACCACGGCCACUACCCUCCUCCUCCUCCGGGCGAGGAGAGCUACAACGUGGUCAGCCCCUCGGGCAAGCGCGCACGUCUCGUCCGCGGUCCCCCAUCCUACGGCCCUCCCGCUACCGGGCAUUCCGCGCAGCUGCCUCCACUGGCGUCGGCGCUGUCGUACGGCGAGAUGCAGCCGCCGCCGCAGGCCACCGCGCGCGCGCCCAACGUUGUCGUGCCGAGGAUCCAGCCGCCCGCGUACCGCCGCGGCAGCCACAGCUACGGCACAGCAUCACCGCCCGACUCGUACUACCCGGGCCAGUCCCUCCCGGGAGGCGGGGGGCCGCCGCGCUGGGACGGCGGCUACGAGUCGUCGCCACACUCAGCGCGCAGCGACGGUGCCUAUGCCCUCAGCACCGGCGACUUUCGACACGCUGGCCCGCCUGCUCCGCAUCACGGCCAGCAGCAGCCCCUGCCGCCCAUCAGCGCCCAGCUGGACAGCCGCUUCCCGCGCGCUGGCCCCCACGCCGGCCGCCCACACCACUGGCGCUCCGCCAGCGCGUACGUCCCUGGUGACCACCGCGCGCCGCCCAUGCCUGGUGCGCGUCCGCUGAGCUCUGGCCACGAUGCACCGCAUCACGCGCCGCCACCACCGGGCUACGGCCGCGAGUACGAGCAGGGGCCGCCCCCGCAGCUGCAGCACUACGGGCCGGAGCAGCACGACCAGUAUGCGUACGCGUGGCCGCGCGGGCACCACGGCAGCCAGCCGCCGCCGCAUGCGCCUCGGCACGCGGGUCCUCCUGGUCCGCACGCGGAGGAAGCAUGGAGUCGCGAGGGGCGAGUCGUUUACGGCGGACGCCCGUAA